UGUUCUUCACUUAAUCCACAUAAUGUCUUUAACUAUCUUUUUGCCUUGCAUUGUUGCACUUCUUUCACUUUCAAAUCUCAAUGGCUUACAUGCCAUAAAAUCAAAUACAAGCAUCACUGCUGGAUCCAAUUCUACCUGGAAAUCUUCCUCCAGUGAUUUUGAAUUUGGAUUCUACGAUCUUCCCAAUGGUCUCUUUCUUGUGGGAAUAUGGUUUGGGAGAAUCCCUGAGAGAACGCUGGUAUGGUACCUUGCUCCUCCUGUGGAACCGAAUUCCCAAAUCCAAUUCACUUCUGCAGGACAGCUUGUUGUAGUACACCCAAACGGGACUACUGCUCAGACCAUAUACAGCGGAGGAAACGGCGGGGCGGCAACAUCUGCCACCAUGCAAGACGAUGGCAAUUUUGUGAUGAAGAACUCCAACUUAAGACCUGUCUGGGAGAGUUUCAACUUUCCAGCCGACACAAUCUUGCCAGGCCAAACCUUGCAGACUAAUCAUAGCCUCUAUUCCAAGGGGAGAGGACCUUCAAACUACUCAUUGGGAAAUUUCAUGCUACAAAUGCAAGGUGAUGGCAACUUGUUGCUCAAAGCUCACCAAUGGGCUGACCCUGCAUACUGGUACACUUCAACUACGACCCCAAAUGUAAAUUUGCUGUUUAAUGCUACCACUGCUCUCAUGUACCUUGUCGGCGGCGGCACCGGGAACAUCUACUCUAUAACCAACACCACUCCAACCCCGGUGGAGGAUUAUUAUCAUCGUGCUGCAAUAGAUGAGAAUGGGAAUUUCCAGCAAUAUGCAUAUCGUAAAAGGAACGGGAGCGGAUGGAGCAGGGUUUGGAGAGCCGUGGAGGAUCCCUGCAGAGUGAAUGUUGUCUGUGGUGUGUAUGGCUUGUGCACUUCUCCUGACAAUGAAUCAGUCAAGUGUCAGUGUCUUCCAGGUUAUAUCUCGUUGGAUGAUCAAGAUGUUUCAAAAGGGUGUCGCCCACCAGCUGUCAUCAAUUACUGUGCAGAGAACAACUUCAAGCUCCAGGUCUUUGACGACACUGAUUUCCAUUUUGAUACUCAUCUUAUUAGGUUGGCUGGUGUUGACUUCGAAAGUUGUAAGAAGGAUGUAAUAGAUGAUUGUAAUAUCGGUGCUGCAACUUAUAGCCAAUCCACCUCCACAUGUGUCAAGAAGAGAUUGCCCUUGCUGAAUGCUAGAAAUAGCACUUCUUCGAAGGGACUGAAAGCACUGCUUAAAGUUGCUGACAGGGUUGAGUCUGGGACACCUAAAGUUUCCAAGAAGAAGAGUUUUAAUGUAAGAGUCCUUUUGAAGGCUCUUCUUGCUGUUACUGCCACUCUUGCCUGUUUCUUGGGUUCCCUUGCUGUUUACUAUCAUCCUUUCACUCGAAGAAUAAUAAGAAAAAAGAAGCAUCUGAAUGCAACAACUAUUGGAAUCAACUUCAGAGAAUUCACCUUUCAGGAGCUGCAUGAAGCAACAGACGGAUUCACUAGGAUUCUUGGAAGGGGAGCUUCAGGCAAAGUCUAUCGUGGUGCUUUAAUAAUAGAUGGUGCAGAGAUUGGUAUUGCAGUAAAGAAACUAGAAAAGAAAAUAGAGAAAAGUGAAAGAGAAUUCAUGACUGAGCUCAAAAUUAUUGGUCGUACGCAUCACAGAAAUUUGGUGAGGCUUUUGGGUUUUUGCAUUGAUAAUAGCCAUCGAAUUAUAGUAUAUGAGUUGAUGCCAAAUGGAGCACUGUCCAGUUUUCUGUUCGGAGAGGGAGAAAGACCUCAAUGGGGUCAGAGGAUUGAAAUGGCUCUUGGGGUCGCAAGGGGCUUGCUAUACUUGCACGAAGAGUGCAACACCCAAAUCAUACAUUGUGACAUAAAGCCCGAAAAUGUGUUACUAGAUGCCAAUUACAUAGCAAAGAUUGCAGAUUUUGGGCUGUCUAAACUUUUGAACAAAGACCAAACUAGAACAAACACUAAUUUAAGAGGGACAAUGGGAUACAUGGCACCUGAAUGGCUAAGGAGUGCACCAAUAACUGCUAAAGUUGACAUAUACAGUUUUGGGGUUAUGCUGUUGGAGAUGAUUUGCUGCAGGAGGCACAUUGAGUGUUGUGAGGAUGGAAAAAACAGUGAAGAUGAUGAUUUGGUUCUUUCAAAUUGGGUUUUAAGGUGUGUGGUGUGUAGGCAACUAGAGGUAGUGGUGAGACAUGACACAGAAGUGCUGAAUGAUUUCAAGAAGUUUGAGGAAAUGGCCUUGGUUGGACUAUGGUGCGUUCAUCCAAAUCCCGCUUUGAGGCCUUCGAUGAAGCAUGUGAUGCAAAUGCUAGAUGGAACCGUGGAAGUUGGUGUUCCUCCUUUGGUUUACGAUAUGAUGAUGGCAGAUCAGGGCUUAUAGUUAUAUAAAGGUUUAAUUGAUUCUUUUGUUCUUUGGUUAAA
Messenger RNA from Vigna radiata var. radiata (mung bean), 2418 nucleotides. Its product is annotated as G-type lectin S-receptor-like serine/threonine-protein kinase LECRK2. The record is from RefSeq and is a predicted model, not a curated record. Gene Ontology annotation, molecular function: ATP binding; protein serine/threonine kinase activity. Gene Ontology annotation, biological process: recognition of pollen; protein phosphorylation. The transcript has a single exon. Lineage: Eukaryota; Viridiplantae; Streptophyta; Magnoliopsida; Fabales; Fabaceae. Bases 23 to 2377 code for a protein of 784 amino acids.